UUGAGGUGCAGUGGAAACGAGUUCGGUGAUUCAGGCAUUCAGAGUUUUCCUGUCGGUUGUGUCAUGUUGGGUUUGUAAGGUUGUGCGUACACGCGUUAGUCGCGACGAAGGAUUUAACCCGAGUUAUCGUCUCGCAACGGUCAGUACCCUUCGUUCGAUCUCGACGUUAAACAGAAGUAUCGAAGAAAAAAAAACGUUUAGUGUCUUCGACACCCAGUAAUAUGUCGGAUACACGACGACGUCGGAAAUCCAAUCAGUCGUCCGACGAUCUCUCGGACUCGUAUGAGGAAUUGAACGUGACAAAGGAGACCCAGAGUAGUGAACAAACCGAUGGGCAUCAAGAUUCCGAGUGCGAUAUUUAUGAAAGUGACUCUGAUGCUGAAUCACAAGAUGGAGGGGAGCAACGAGAAAGUGGUGAUGGUCAAGAGGAAGAAAAGCCACAGAAGAAGUUGGACGAUGAUGAGGAUAGACGUAAUCCUCAAUAUAUUCCAAAACGUGGAACAUUUUAUGAGCACGAUGAUCGUACAACGGAUGAAAUAACUGACAAUAACACAGAGGCCCAGACAAAUGUGAAAGAAACUAAGGAGAAAAAGGUAUGGAAGGAUAAAGGAGACAGGUGGGAUCAUGACCGAUACAAUGACGAAGAACAAGCUCCGAAAAAAUCUGAAGAAUUAAUAGCAACAUACGGUUAUGAUAUAAGAAACGAAGAAGGGCCACCCAGGGCCAGAAGGAGAAGAAGAUAUGGUCGUGGGCCUAACAAAUACACAAGGAAUUGGGAAGACGAAGAUGCCUAUGGAAAAACAGGCAUUACUCCUGGUAGAGGAAGUAACAGACGUUUCCAAAAAAAUAAUGAAGAUUUUCCUACUCUUGGUUCUAGUAAAAAUUCUUCAGCUAAAGUGGAAGAACCUGUAAUUUCAUCGGCUUGGUACAGUAGCAAGAAUAAGACACAAAAUAAGGCGCAAAAUUUCCCACCUCUUCAAUCCCCACAGGAUAAUACGAAAUCCAAGCCUGCUGCUGCCUCCAACACGUCCACGAGCGAGAGCAAAGCGCCAAAUGGAUCUACCAAUACAGCAUGGAAAAAAGAUAGCAAGCACUCGGUUCAAAGUGCAAAUGGAAAUAACGGAUCUGGUGGUGACGCGGAGAAAUUAGCUAAUAACAAAGUAUCACCGAGAGAAAAUAACAAGAGAAAUAGCCAAGAGUCUGUGAGCGUGGUCGCGACGAGGACACGCGGUAGAGGUUUCAAGUCCAAUGCCAAUAACAACACGGUCACUAACAGAAUAGUUGAGAAUAAAUCAAAAGGCCGUGGUUCCGGUCCGAUUGCCGUUGAGAAUAGAAGGAACAACACUGCUGCGCAGCUAAACGAUGAGCACCAACUUGUUCACGAUAUGAAACAACUUAAUGUUAACGAUGGUACUCAGUAUCACCAGACCGCAAGACACAACAAAGGCUUCUUCGCGUCCUCCAACCAACACAGGUCAAACACAGUGCCACCUAGGAUGCAACAAACGCACUCGCAACAACAGACCGUACAACAGCAACAAGACGGUUCUGGGAACAGACCUAAGCGAUACUCUAGUCAGCGUCAGCGGACUACUAUCUCGGAGACUUCCGGCCAACAGAAUUAUCCAUCUCAACACGGACAGCAUGGGUACUUUUCACCUCAAGGCUACCCGCAAGGACACUUUGAGCAAUCUUCCGCAGUUGCUCCAGCCACAACAGCUAUGGCGGGACAACCCGUUAUUUCUCUACCGCCCAGCGGACAGCCUGCUGGUUACGCGCCACCGGCCUUUUUAGUACCGCCACCUCAAUUUAUUCCUCCUCAAACCGCACCUCCUAGUAUAAUUAAUUAUGUACCCGGUCCAAAUGGUCCAACAUUCCCGCCGAAUUUUCAAGGUUACCAGGGAUAUAAUCCUUCGGUACAGCCUCAAGGACCACCACCGCCCCAAGAACUGUUUCAACCGCAGGGGUGUACUUAUUAUAGUCCAGCGCAGCAGCAACAGCAGCAACAACAAACAGCUCCUAUGCGACGACCGAAAGCGGCGAUACCUAUUCUUCCGCCGCCUGAUAAUCAGCAGAGCGGCAGAGGAAGAGGUAGGAGCGCUCAGCAAUACCAACAAAGCAAUCAACCCGGUAACAUGCAACAGGCCGAGCAGGAAGCCAAGAGUAAUGCAGUGGCAGGAAGUGACGAGAAAUCUGUGCCAGGACAAUUCGACAGUGUGCAAGUUGAGCAGCCGAGCACGCUGAAAGAUCAGGAAUUCCCGAAUAUUCCUUCGGAUACAGUUAGAACAGUGAAUGUCGACGAAAACGUCGACGAGAAUACUAAUGUCGAUACCCACAUAAUGCUUGAUGCAUCAUCCGUUAAAAAGGAUAACGUGGACGACAGUGUCAGUGUGAAAGAAUUGCUGGAGGCAACUUCCAAUGAAAAAGAUACAGCAAUACUGGCUACCACCACCGCAACCACCACCGCGGAGAAUGAAUUAAGUAACAUUGAGUCCGCGAUCGCCGAAAAUACCAUUGUCGAAAAAGCGGCAGCCUAAGAAGAGUGUAAUUAUUAUAUACACUUCUCGUAUUCAUACAUUGCGCGGUCGUUUCUCCACCGACUUCUCGCAGAUCGCAAACAAUAUGCAAUACUGGACUGCAUUCGCGAUGCGUAGCGGAAUACUGCUCUGAGAAUGCGUCUUGUUCAUUCAUAUAUCCACAUUCGUAUAUUUACUCUGGCAAUUGCUAUGUGCAUGCAAUUGUUUUUGCUAUAGAAGUAUCAGGGACUCGGAAUAAUUAUUAAUCGGAUAUCGCUCUAUUCGCAAUAUACGUUGCAUUCGGCGGGAGUGCGAUAGCACAAUAUUUUACAGUCGAUUAGAAUGGCGAAUCUUAAAAAAAAAAAGACGAUGCUUUCUAUUACAUACCGCGCAUUAAACUAAUUAGGUGUCCGAUAUGCGUGUAUAUUACGACUUGUAACUUUAGGAAUCCUGAUCCGCCACUGCAGCCAUGUUAGCGCGCUAUUUAUUUUAAGAUAAUACGAUUUAUGUAGACUCUGGUUAAACAUUUUAUUUAAUUAAUAUCUUGCACAUGCUCUUCUCACUACAUUUAAUUCGCGGUACUUGCGAGCUUACGUGAGAUAUGUAGUGAAAUGUUUUCUUUUAUACGAGAUUAAAGUUACUCACUACGAAAUCACUCGAGGCUUAUUAUUGAACAAAAGUGGCUGCAAAAUUGGAUCAAUUAUUCUGUCUUUAUGCUCGAAGCAGGAUAUGUGUAGAUUACGUGAUAGAAAUAUACGAAAGAUCAUCGAUUAAUAAUUAUUAAGAAUUUUAUAUAAUCAAUUAUAUAAUUAACAGGAUUUUUUUCAUUUACUUCGGUAUAAUCGGAGAAAAGCUUGCUACGAUAUCACGAGAUACGACUGUGAUAUCGCGAUCCAGUAUGGCUACAGUGACCUAUCGGAAAACCUUAAGAGACUAUUCAUACAAUUGUUUAGAAAGAAAAGAAUAAGUUUUCCGAAAGACCGAUAUCCAAACAAUUCUAUUACGAUACGAGUGAUAAACAAUCUAGAUACCAAUCUUGUAACGCUGAUGUUAUUAUCGCCUUGUAUUGAAUAACUAUGAUUUCUUUUUCAUAAACUAUAGCUGGUCACACUAUUUAGCGGAAACUAUUAUUGUGUACUAAUAAUGUAAUAUACUCGGCAGCUACGUGGCCGCCAUGCGACACACGAUAUAACUCUACAUACUUUUUCAAUGUUACAACUACCCACAGUGCAGAAAUGUUUGUAGUUAUAAUAUAUUAAAACGAAAUACAUUUCAUUGAAUAUAACGUAAAUGUGCAUAUAUCUUUAUACGUGUUUACGAAUAAUUUUCUGUACGCGAUUAGAAUAACGAAAGCAAAAAAUACAUU
Molecule: messenger RNA, 3882 nt
Organism: Dinoponera quadriceps
Lineage: Eukaryota; Metazoa; Arthropoda; Insecta; Hymenoptera; Formicidae
Gene: btz
Product: protein CASC3
Exons: 8
Coding region: 222-2537 (771 amino acids)
Biological process (GO): mRNA processing
Cellular component (GO): exon-exon junction complex
Molecular function (GO): mRNA binding
Source: RefSeq, a predicted model, not a curated record